CUUUGUAGUUUUGUGAACUUUUUAUUUCUUACUGCAUGUCCGCUCCGCCGGAGCUGGACCCUCGUUACAAAGAGGCCCGCCAGGGGUGCCAAACCAUCCAUCCAUCCAUGGUGUACUCGUGUGUAGCUGUAGUGGCUGCAGCCAGCUGUCUCUCUCUGAACUUCUAUUUUCAUCAGCUGUGCUGCAUGCUUUUUUUAACGGUUGACCCGUUGGAUCAACAUACAUCGCGAUUUUAACCGCAGGUCGUUUUAAAGACAUUUUAAACUGCGAAAUUCUACAAGGUUGUACGUUCUUCGCAUUCGAUGGAAGGCUAAUCACCGUAACCCACACGUUUCCUCUGCAAAUUGAGCGAUCAAGAAUUCCCAGACCAAGAAAACUUCAAAUGAAUAUUUGCAUGGCCGGGCAGACGACAGAUCAGUUUGGUAGCAGGGAUGGAGCAACGACAGGAGGAGGCUUACGACCCAUUGGGGUUUUCUGGGACAUCGAGAACUGCCAAGUACCCAAGGGCAAAGCAGCUACAGCCGUAGUACACUGCAUCCGGCAGCAUUUCAUUGACAGCUACACCGAAGAGGAAUUCCUGUGUGUGUGCGAUAUAAGAAAGGAGAGCAAGGAGGUCAUACAAGAACUCAACUUGGCACAGGUCACAGUGGUGCACAUCAAUGCCACAUGUAAAAAUGCAGCUGAUGAUAAACUGAAGCAGUGUAUGCGCCGCUUCGUAGACACACAUGGCCCCCAUGCAACCCUGAUGCUCAUUUCAGGCGAUGUGAACUUCUCUACGGAACUGUCUGAUUUUCGACACCGUCGUAAAGUGCAAAUAAUCCUCAUCCAUGGACCUUGGGCACCCGAGGCACUGACAGUGUGUGCCCACAAGUGCCAUAGUUACUCCAACUUGGUGGCAACUGUUCCAUUUCGUAGUCCCACCAAGCAGAGCCACAACAGGUUCUGUGAGGUAGUUGUGAACGACCUCCCAGAGGACAAAGACAACAGCCUGCUGCAUAAUCGCCUUCGCCAGUUGUCAGACAAUUGUGGGGGACGUGUCCUCACUAUCGUGGGUAGAACAGCAUAUCUGCGUUUUCCGACACCCGACGCUGCCCGCAGAGCAUGUAAACGAAUGGAUGGUGAAGAUGUGUUCGGCUCCAAGAUAUCAGUCAGCCUUCACAUGUCUCGCAAAGGCACUAAACAAUCCUGCAGUGAAGGGCACAGUAGUGCUGGUGACAACACCUCCAUUACUCAACGGCUCCCACGGCGAAGCAACAGCUGUAGCCCAGAUUCCAGCUCCGCAGAAGACAUGGUCUCACAAUCGUUCUCCUCAGCCAGCAUGCAGCCAUUGCAGAGCAACGACGGCAAAGCAGAACAGAGAAAUACCUCAUCAUGGAAGUGGGACACCUCGUAUUCUGCCGCGGGUGAAUCUCUGCCAGGUGAUUCUCCAUCCAAGAAUGUGGGCCGCGUAUCCCCAUUCCUGCUCAACGGCAAGAAGCCCCCGGAUCACGAGUUUAUGGAACAUUUACCGGGCAGAAUGUUGCCUCUCCUGACCAGGUCAAAUGUUCGUACCCUUCCACGGCGGCUCAGUACAAGUUCUUCCUCUCUUUGUGGUGGUGGGUCCCACACAUCUGACAGAUUGUCUCUGAAGUCUCCACCACAUGAAAGAUGCAACACCUCAGCAUCUUCAGCAGAAAGACUUGCAAGCUGUACCAGUACAAGCAAGGAUAUGGAGCUCUGUGUAACAAAUAUUGACUGCCGUAUCGACGUGAGAGACCUCAAAAAGUUGCUCCUGGCACACUUUCAAGAGCAUGUCAUGGUGUUGCACAUUUCCCUGGUAUUACAAGAAGAUGGUGUGCUGCAUGCACAUGUACAAGUGCCCACUGUGAAUGACGCCCGUGUGGCCGUGUCUAAGCUGAAUAGACGCCUGAUUGGUCGCAGGCGCAUCAAUGUGGUAAUUGUGGAGGACGGCCAUGCGAGAAGGGACGUUGCUGCUACCUCUCCGAACCAGAGGGACCAAAGCGUUCUGGGAAUCCAGCUAGUACAGCUGCUAAAGGAUGCCUCACACGGUAGCCUGCCCUUGUUCAGACUGCAGGAGCUCUUCGAGAAUAGGUACAACUGCAGCAUCAGUCUUUCAGAAAUCGACAAAUUACGAGACAAAGUAUCUGUUGUGGACACGCCUUCAGGACGGAUGGUGACUCUCAAUGCAAAGGUUCACUCUAAAGAUAGUUCUUCUUCACAUGCUGUAAGAGAGAGAGACCUGCUGCCUGAUGAUCCGUUGCUUUGUGAACAUCACAAGUCACCUGUCCUUGGCCAGAUUGACGGCUGGGCUCGAUGGGAGAAAACUCCGGAGUUGCUGCCUAAAGUCUGCAUCUCCCUUGCUACACUUGGACCCAGAGUUCACGCUCUUCUAGACAGACACGGCGGCUUACUGCCCAUGAACAGUUUCUUGGCAUGCUACGAGGCAGAGUUUGGUGCCAUCCCACGGACAAGUGACAAGGAACCCUGGCGUCAGGGUUGUGUGCACUUGGAGCAUCUCGUGGCAUCCUUACCUGGUGUGCAGGUAGACACUUCUUCACUGGGAGUCAAAAGGAUCACAUGGGUAGAAAAUGGCAAGGAGAGUAAAACUGAAUCAUCCUGUGUAUCCACAGGUUCUACAACAAGGAACAACUUCAUAGGAGAACCUUUGGAACAGCUAGCACGGGAGGCUGUGGAACUGCUGAAGACACAGACUGACAGCUGCAUGGCUCUGCACUCCUUUGCACCUACAUACCACAAGCACUUCAAUCGCCAGUGCCGUAUGGCAGAUUAUGGCUUUGGCAGACUUUUAGACCUCCUACAGGCCUUGUCUCAUGUCAUACAAAUCCUUGGUCAAGGUCAGAAUCGGCUGCUGACUCUUGCACACAGGGUACAGAGUGACCGGUUUAUAAGCGACAUAUUGCAAGUGCUGAGGAUGCAACCAAACAAAGAAGUGAGACUCACUGACCUGCAAGAAGCCUAUGAGCACUGCCAUCACCAUCCCCUGAUUGUAGCUGAUUAUGGCUCAUGCUACCUGGAAGAUUUGUUUGCUGACGUAUCUACCACCCUCCUC
Molecule: messenger RNA, 3070 nt
Organism: Ornithodoros turicata
Lineage: Eukaryota; Metazoa; Arthropoda; Arachnida; Ixodida; Argasidae
Gene: Marf1
Product: meiosis regulator and mRNA stability factor 1-like
Biological process (GO): regulation of gene expression
Cellular component (GO): peroxisome; cytoplasm
Molecular function (GO): nucleic acid binding; RNA nuclease activity; CCR4-NOT complex binding
Source: RefSeq, a predicted model, not a curated record